Molecule: messenger RNA, 1311 nt
Organism: Rosa rugosa (rugosa rose)
Lineage: Eukaryota; Viridiplantae; Streptophyta; Magnoliopsida; Rosales; Rosaceae
Product: F-box protein At5g07610-like
Exons: 1
Coding region: 1-1311 (436 amino acids)
Source: RefSeq, a predicted model, not a curated record
AUGUCGAAGAGCUUCUCACAAAGAUCCUUGUGUCGGUGCCACCUCGAUCUCUGGUUCGUUUCAAGUGCGUCUCCAAGCACUGGCUCACUCUCAUCUCCGACCCCGGAUUCUUUCGCCGCCAGACACAUCAAAAGUCGAAGAUCUCCGGUUUCUUUUCUAGCAAAAACCGAAGACGAGUUCUUCAAGUCCAUUGCUCUUCGUGACCGUGAAAUCCCAUCUGGGAAUCCCUUCAAAACUAUUAAUGAUUCCUUCGCUGAUGGAUCCAAGUUGAGGAUUCUUCAGUCCUGCAAUGGCCUCUUCCUCUGCCAUAUUCCUAUAGUAGACGUGCUUGAAGAAGGAAAACAUCAUCCCUUGUAUGUUGUCAAUCCAACAACCAACCAAUUCCGGGCUCUUUCUUGUCCAAGCUCUGAGGCCUGGGACCCGUUCAUGUUUGUACGUUAUGCUUUGGCUUUUAAUCCUUCCAAGUCGCCUCAUUACAAGGUGAUCUGCGUAAAUAACUUCCCCUAUUGUUAUGAUAGAGGCCACCACGAAAUAGACAUAUAUUCAUCUGAGACCGGAGAGUGGAAGCGUCUUGAGGUUCCUUUCUUCCCAAGCCCCUCUGACGUGGGCAGACACCAUGAUUUCGUGCAGAAGGCCAUGCACUUUGACUACAGGAGCAGGAAAGGCGCCGUAUACUGCAACGGGGCAGUUCAUUGGAUAAGAGACAGAAGGGAAGCAAUUUUUCCACUCCGCUUUUUUGGGGAUGGUAGGUCUGAAUUGGUAAGAAACGAAACUGAUGUGCUGCACUACUUUGACAUAGGCGAAGAACGUUUGGGACUUGUGUCUGCUACCCCUCCUGUCCCCUUGGUUGUCAAAAACAUUCCGUUGGAUUUUGGUUCAUGUCCCACUGAAUGGCCGAGAUUGGCUCAAAGAUAUUUUGGGGAGUCCGGUGGCCAUUUGUAUUUGAUUGAGACUUAUCAGCAUUGUAAGACCCAAUUUGAUGUGAUGGAGAUGGAGAGGGACUACUCUGGCUGGUUUGUCAAGUAUCAUGUUGAUCUUAAUCCGCUAUUCACAGCUCUUCCUGAUUCGAAUGCUUUUGUCGCCUUGAGCCUCUCUCAAGAGGAGGAAAAUGAUAAUGAGGAGGAUUAUUCAGCUGAUCUUUUGUUACAUAUGCCAGGUAAGGUCUUAACUUAUAGUCUGAGGAAUAAGGCCUUCAAAAAAUCUGUGGAGUUGGCCAAUAAGGAAUAUUUUCUUGCUUUAGAUGAUGAAUACUUGAGGGAUGAGGUUGUUCUCUUUCCUUACAUUGAGAGUUUAGCUUGUGUGGGACGAUAA